GAGGUUUUGGAGGGCUGAGGCCAGGAGUUGAUUGGAUCAUCUUAGCAGUAUGCCAUCCCGACAUUUAUCUAUCCUCAGGGGCAGCGUCUGUGUCCUUAGCAAACCCAAUGCAUUGGGCAUGGAAGAAGCAAAUCAAACUGGGAUGAUCCUCUUCCACUUCCGCCCCUUCUCCAAACUCCCUGAGGUGCAGAUGUUGAUUUUUGUGGUACUUCUCCUCAUGUACCUAAUCAGCAUCAGUGGAAACGUCUCCAUUUUCCUUACUAUCUGGAUCAAUCCGUGUCUCCACACACCCAUGUAUUUCUUCCUGGCAAACUUGGCAGCUCUGGAGAUCUUCUACUCAUCCACCAUCGCCCCUCUGACUCUGGCCAGUGUCCUCUCGGAGGGGACACUCAUCUCCCUGCCAGGAUGUGGUACCCAGAUGUUCUUUUUCAUCUUUCUGGGCAGCACUGACUGCAUCAUGCUGGCAGUCAUGGCUUAUGACCGGUUUGUGGCCAUCUGUCACCCUUUGCACUAUACGCUCAUCAUGAGCUGGCGCUUGUGUAUCCAGCUAGCCCUGGGAUCCUUGCUGCUGGGGUUCGUCUUGGCCAUGCAGCUGACGGUGCUGAUCUUCCAACUCCCCUUCUGCCGCAGCAAGGAGAUCAGCCUGUUCUACUGUGAUGUCCUCCCCGUUAUGAGAAUGGCGUGUGCCGACACCCACGUCCAUGAGGCCACUCUGUUUGUGGUCAGUGUCAUUGUCCUCACCAUCCCCUUCCUGCUCAUCACUCUCUCCUACGUCUUCAUCGGAGCUGCCAUCCUGAAGAUCCGCUCAGCCGAGGGGAGACACAGGGCCCUCUCCACCUGCUCCUCCCACCUGACGGUGGUCCUCCUUCAGUAUGGAUGCACAAGCCUCAUCUACUUGUGUCCUAGCUCCAGUUACUCCCCUGAAAGGGGCCAAGUCGUGUCUGUGGUUUACACGUUCAUCACUCCUAUGCUGAACCCCUUGAUCUACAGCAUGAGGAACAGAGACCUGAAGGAUUCUUUGAAGAAAGCAAUAAUGAGGCUCCUUCUGCUCUAAACACAGCGAGCACUCUGAAUGUUGCUCUACAACACGGCUGGGGGUAGAGGCUGAGUGGACAGUCCCAAGAUGAGGGGAUGGAGGCUGGCACAUCUUAGCUGUGGACUGUCAGUCUUUCCCGUUACUUUUGAAUAGUCAUGCUCCCUUUCUCAGCCUCAGUUGACUAAUCUCCAAAGCUGG
This is a messenger RNA of Perognathus longimembris pacificus (Pacific pocket mouse), 1234 nucleotides long. Its product is annotated as olfactory receptor 10V1-like. The transcript has a single exon. Gene Ontology annotation, cellular component: membrane. The coding region runs from base 50 to 1054 and encodes 334 amino acids. The record is from RefSeq and is a predicted model, not a curated record. Gene Ontology annotation, biological process: G protein-coupled receptor signaling pathway. Gene Ontology annotation, molecular function: olfactory receptor activity; G protein-coupled receptor activity. NCBI's taxonomy places the organism in Eukaryota, Metazoa, Chordata, Mammalia, Rodentia, Heteromyidae.